Lolium perenne is the source of this 2359-nucleotide messenger RNA. RefSeq lists its product as uncharacterized. Lineage: Eukaryota; Viridiplantae; Streptophyta; Magnoliopsida; Poales; Poaceae. The record is from RefSeq and is a predicted model, not a curated record.
GUACUAACCUAGUACGCACAUAUAUCAGCUAGCUAGCAAGUGCCCGCCUAUUCGUUUGAUCGAUCGAUCGCAAUGCCCUUCAGUGAUGAUGAGCAGGACGUUCCUUCUGCAGAUUCAUCAGGAGGGCGAAAGCCGCUGGGCAAUGGCGAAAAACUAGUGCGGCUGGUGGCGUACAGCAACAAGAAGGCGCCACUGGAGGUGAACAGGCAGCAGGUGAUGCUGGAGCUCACCGAUGCAUCUUCCACCGGCUACCGCUCGGGGCUAGACCUCGUGGCUGUCCUGGACGUCAGCGGCAGCAUGGCGGGGAAGAAGCUCCACGAUACGAAGGUCGCCAUGCAGUUCAUCAUCAAGAAGCUGAGCCCCAUCGACCGCCUCUCCAUCGUCUCCUUCUCCACCACCGCCAAGAGGGUGUGCCGGCUGCACUUCAUGACGGAGGAUCGUCAGGUAGAGCUGGAGCGUCUGGUCAACGAGCUGGAAGAUGACAGCCUCACCAACAUCAGCGACGGCCUCCUGACUGGCCGCCAAGUCCUCGACGGCCGCCGCCUCAGUGGCGGCCGCGUCGCCAGCAUCAUUCUCAUGUCCGAUGGGGAGCACAACGUGGGCAGCGUUCUUCCUGAGAAUGUUGAUGUCGGGAAUGUGGCGGUCUACACGUUUGGUUUCGGUGACGACCACAAGCCGAGGGUACUGGACAUGGUCGCCAAGAAUAGCCGAGGAGGAACGUACAAUUACGUCAAGGACGGGGUGGCCCUGAGCGGGCCCUUCUCGCAGAUCCUGGGUGGCCUCCUCAGCGUCGUGGUCCGGGACCUCAAGCUCACCGUGAGGCAGCAGCCAGGCGAUUCCAAGAUAGAGAAGGUGGACCCCGGGAGCUACCCGCAGACGCAGGACGCCGCCACCGGCUCGGUCACCGUCAGCUUCGGCGAUCUCUACAGCAGAGAAGUACGCAAGGUUAUGGUUGACCUCCUCCUCCCUGCCGUCGACAGGGAGUACGUCGCGACUGUCAUCAUCGCCAAAUGCUCCUAUAGUGUCCAAGGAAAACCCUUCCUCACCCCUCCCUUGAGGUGCUCUAUACGGCGCACCCGUACAGCCGCCGCCGGCCCGAACGCCAUAAAGCAGCCAACAGAGGUGAAGACCGAGCUGGCCCGUCGGGAUCACGCGGACCUGCUAGGGGAGGUGAGCACAAUGGAUCCUGCCGGCGCCCGUGACAAGCUGGAGGGGGAGAGAAAAGCCCUUGACAACCUUGAUGAGUCCAACCCCAUGGUCGGCAUCCUCAAGACCGAGUCGGAGCAGCUCCGAAAGCUGACGGAGCCGCCGAGACUCUACGAGACGCAGGGCCGCCCCUACGCGAGGUCGUCCAAGACGUCGCAUGAUCUCCAGCGCAUGGCGUCCAGGGGCGACGUCCAGGACGUCAGACCCUUCGCCACGCCGCUCAUGGACAAGUACCUGGAGCAGGCCAAAAAGUUUCAGGAGGAUCCCAACAUGCCGCUGCCGUCGCUGGAUGACGACGUCAGGGAUGAGGAGGAACCCCCUCCCAUGCCGCUGCCGCUGCCGCCGGAGGACGAGGAGAGAGUGACGGAGACGCUGGUGGCGAAUCAGCCCCGGGUGCCGAGGACCUGGUGGGGGGAAUAUUCACCCCAACACAGGACCACCUCCAGGCGGGCGUGGGUGAUGGUGAUCCUGUGCACGGUGCUGGCCAUCCUCGUGGUGGUGACCAUCGCGGCGGUGCUCUCCGUUUACCUCAUCUACAAGCCCAACACGCCGUACCUGGAGGUCUCCGACGCGCAGCUGGGGCAGUUCCAGGGCGGCCAGUACCUGCAGGUGUCCAUCACCAUCCUGGCCAACAACCUCAAAUCCAAGGCGGACGCCACUUUCUCAAGCUUCGAACUCGCCAUGGGGUUCCACGGUGCCGAGGUGGCGCUGCUGCGGUCAGAGCCCUUCGUGGUGCCGCGACAGAGCUCUCUGCCACUGCACUUCAACGUGGUGGCACUGGACCCUGCCGGGAUGCGGGAUAUGGACGAGUCGCUCGACGCUGGCCUAGUGCCGCUCGACCUCUCCGGAAAGACGCGCACGCGGUGGAGGGUGGGCAUCUUCCAAAAGCGCCAGUUUUGGACGCGCAUCUCGUGCCGCCUCCGCUUCUUCUUCCCCGGCAACGGCACCGUCAUGCCCACCGACCGCGACAGAUGCCGCUCCAGGUUGACGUAGCAGUCAGUGCUCCUCCUCUGCUCGUCCCGAUUAUAUUCUGCCAUCGUUCCUUGGUUGUAUAAAACAAAUACAUAUGCCGUGCUUGUACAUAUAACUAGUUGAUUCCCCGCGCGGGUUGCCGCUGGCAGGUAUACAAAAGCUUGAAGUCUAUGAAAAAUCA